GGGCCUCGGGCGCCCCGGCGACCAUGGCCGGGGGCCGCGGGAAUGGGAGCGCGGGGCCCUGGGGCCGCCUCCGAGUUCCCGGAGGCCCCGGGAGGGCGCGGCCGGGGUCCGAUCGUUUUGUUGGACGGCGCCACUGCCGGGGCGGCCGGAGAGGCACGGAAGCCGGGAGUGAGACGCAGGGGGGGAGCGCACGCAGACGAAAGCCCGGGGAUCCCGGGGCGUUGGCGACGGCUGGGUGCGCGCUGCGGCCUUGGCUGCCAAGAGGCCGCGGCGGGGUCACUUCCUCGCUUCUCCAAGGCCUUGGUGGCGGCUCAGGCGGGGCAUGCGCAGUCCCCCACUUGUCGCUUCGCGGCGGGGGGGAAGUGCUUGGUGCCCAGGGGCACCGUUGACCGAUUGGCCAAAGAUCCAGAGGCCAGCCCGGGGCCUCGCAUGGGGAGAGGGGGCCGAGCGGCGCGCCGGGCAGGGUGGAGGAGGGCGGCUCUGGCAGGCACCGUGGCGUGGGCAGCCGGCCAGCCACUGGCUCCUGCGCAGUGCCAGGCCGCGGGCGGGACGCGGGGACACACAGGAGAGGGUGGCCCCAGCGCUGGCCUGCAGGGGGCUCCCUGCCCCCUUGAAGCUCCGCGGUGGAGUUUGGGGGGGGGGCGAGAACGAGGCGACGUUGGGCUGAGCCCCAGAGCUUGGGAGCGCCUUGCAGGUGCCGCGGAUUUCAAAACGUGACUCAAGCCCUGGCCCUCAGCCUCUGCCCCUGAGUGUCCGUGGCGGCGUGAUCCCUUGUCACUUGGAACCUCAUGCAGCCGGAAGCCGAGCCUAGCGGGGCGGAGGCCUGCAGCCGAUUCCUGCCCCAGCAGUCACAGCGCCCCGAGGGGGCGGGGGACGCCAUGAUGUUCGCCUCCACCGAGUGCAAGGCCGAGGUGACGCCCUCCCAGCAUGGCAACCGCACCUUCAGCUACACGCUGGAGGACCACACCAAGCAGGCCUUCGGGAUCAUGAAUGAGCUGCGGCUCAGCCAGCAGCUGUGUGACGUCACGCUGCAGGUCAAGUACGAGGACACGCCGGCCGCCCAGUUCAUGGCCCACAAGGUGGUGCUGGCCUCGUCCAGCCCGGUCUUCAAGGCCAUGUUCACCAACGGGCUGCGGGAGCAGGGCAUGGAGGUGGUGUCCAUCGAGGGCAUCCACCCCCAGGUCAUGGAGCGGCUCAUUGAGUUCGCCUACACGGCGUCCAUCUCCAUGGGCGAGAAGUGCGUGCUGCACGUCAUGAACGGUGCCGUCAUGUACCAGAUCGACAGCGUCGUCCGCGCCUGCAGCGACUUCCUGGUGCAGCAGCUGGACCCCAGCAACGCCAUCGGCAUCGCCAACUUCGCCGAGCAGAUCGGCUGCGCCGAGCUGCACCAGCGCGCCCGCGAGUACAUCUACAUGCACUUCGGGGAGGUGGCCAAGCAGGAGGAGUUCUUCAACCUGUCCCACUGCCAGCUGGUGACCCUCAUCAGCCGCGACGACCUGAACGUGCGCUGCGAGUCCGAGGUCUUCCACGCCUGCAUCAACUGGGUCAAGUACGACUGCGAGCAGCGGCGCUUCUACGUGCAGGCGCUGCUGCGCGCCGUGCGCUGCCACUCGCUCACGCCGCACUUCCUGCAGAUGCAGCUGCAGAAGUGCGAGAUCCUGCAGUCGGACUCCCGCUGCAAGGACUACCUGGUGAAGAUCUUCCAGGAGCUCACCCUGCACAAGCCCACGCAGGUGAUGCCCUGCCGCGCGCCCAAGGUGGGCCGGCUCAUCUACACGGCCGGCGGCUACUUCCGCCAGUCCCUCAGCUACCUGGAGGCCUACAACCCGAGCGACGGCACCUGGCUGCGGCUGGCGGACUUGCAGGUGCCGCGGAGCGGCCUGGCGGGCUGCGUGGUGGGCGGGCUGCUCUACGCCGUGGGCGGCCGGAACAACUCCCCCGACGGCAACACCGACUCCAGCGCCCUGGACUGCUACAACCCCAUGACCAACCAGUGGUCGCCCUGCGCCUCCAUGAGCGUGCCCCGCAACCGCAUCGGGGUCGGGGUCAUUGACGGGCACAUCUACGCGGUGGGUGGCUCCCACGGCUGCCUCCACCACAACAGCGUGGAGAGGUACGAGCCGGAGCGGGACGAGUGGCACCUGGUGUCCCCGAUGCUGACCCGAAGGAUCGGGGUGGGCGUGGCCGUCCUCAACCGCCUGCUCUAUGCCGUCGGGGGCUUUGACGGGACGAACCGCCUUAACUCGGUCGAGUGCUACUACCCGGAGAGGAACGAGUGGCGGAUGAUCACCCCCAUGAACACCAUCCGAAGCGGGGCAGGGGUCUGCGUGCUGCACAGCUGCAUCUACGCAGCGGGGGGCUACGAUGGGCAGGACCAGCUCAACAGCGUGGAGCGCUACGACGUGGAGACGGAAACCUGGAGCUUCGUAGCCCCCAUGAAGCAUCGGCGGAGCGCGCUGGGGGUCACUGUGCACCAGGGAAAAAUCUACGUCCUCGGAGGCUACGACGGGCACACGUUCCUGGACAGCGUGGAGUGCUACGACCCAGACACUGACACCUGGAGCGAGGUGACCCGCAUGACGUCCGGCCGGAGCGGCGUGGGCGUCGCCGUCACCAUGGAACCCUGCCGGAAGCAGAUCGACCAACAGAACUGCACCUGUUGACGUGUUCCUUAGGCAGGGAUAAAAAAAAAAAAGAGCAAAGCACAGUCCCACGGAGAGUAUUGUUGUUCUUAACACAAAGACAAGGGCAAGGGCAAAGGCGGCCGGGAAGACGCGCACCUCCGGGGAGGGCAGGCCCCGAUGCCUCCGUGCCCGGAUGAGGACGUCGGGGAAGCAAGGCCAGAGCCGGCGCCGGGAGCCCCUCGGCGUCCUCCCGGAACGUCCCAGACGGCCUGCCUGGAAGGUGGCAGGGGACUGGUGGGCUCCCAGGAGCCAGGCCCCCACCCGCACUAGCUAGAGACUGAGCCUGGGUGUCCCCACCCCCAGCCGCCACCUGAUCCGCGCUGAAAGCCGGUGCCGAGGCCAGGCCGGGCUCUGUGCCCCGUGUCUUGGCUGUUGAACCUGGGAAGGGGCCAAGGGAAGCCUCGGAGGUGGAGGACCCGCCCCUGGAAGCCUGGUUCCCGUGGACACCCCCCCCACAACACACAGAGAGAGAAGCCACUGGAUUUCUCUGCCCUGGACAGUUCACUCUGUUGAUAAGUAACCUUGUAACUUUCCGAGGAAAAUAAACAAGCUAACUAGUGUCUUCCA
Oryctolagus cuniculus (rabbit) is the source of this 3251-nucleotide messenger RNA. RefSeq names its product kelch like ECH associated protein 1 (gene KEAP1). Gene Ontology annotation, molecular function: transcription factor binding. Lineage: Eukaryota; Metazoa; Chordata; Mammalia; Lagomorpha; Leporidae. The record is from RefSeq and is a predicted model, not a curated record.